This is a messenger RNA of Durusdinium trenchii, 1624 nucleotides long. The record is from the annotation of a GenBank genome assembly. NCBI's taxonomy places the organism in Eukaryota, Dinophyceae, Suessiales, Symbiodiniaceae.
CGUUCCUCGGACUCUUUCACUUUCGAUCAACAUUUUCACAGUAAGGUAGUUAUGCCUGCGAGCCUUGUGUCUUGCAGUCUUUUGAUUUGACCGGUGGAAGGACAAAGCCGACUCUUGUCGUCCCUCGUGAUGUGGGAAUGCAAGCAGCCCCAAGUUUUACUUUGGCAAGCAGUGUGCCAGGUUGCACAAUUGAACGCGGAUAUGCUAACCGAAAGAUGAUGGUUUUUGCCGCACUGGAACUGCCCAGACUUGCAAUUACAUUGCUAGUGAGGAUGAUGACCGAUGGAUGUAUGGUUCCUGCACUAUGGACAAGUCAGUGCCGCCGCCACCUGCACGUCCAACCGUGCUGCCGCUGGUGCCAGCGCAGCCUGCAGCAACCGCAUCUCCAGAGCUACCUUUCAACCCAAGCCUUCUACGGACAUUUGCCCCAGUUGCACUGACAACACAGGGAAAGGGCGGAAACACUGAGGCGGUGAAAGGAACGAGUCAGGUAUCGACUGCUGAGCCCGUUCUUGCUGCAACCCAAAGAGUGGAGACCAGCGAGAAAUCUCAGUUGCAAGCCGCAGGGACAUCCAGAGAAGACGCACUGAAAGCGCCCAAACCGAAUGCAACUGUGUGUCCAGUCUUGAUGAUUACCCACCAGCGUGCAGAGUAUUUGAAGCGCGCUCUGGGCUCCCUGUUCCGUCACCGGAUCAAGUCGGAGACCUACCCCAUCAUCGCUUCGCAGGAUGGGGAAGAUGCCGAAGUGAAGGCGGUCUUGCAAAAGUAUGAAGCCACGGGCGCGCUGAAGUUUCUCCGCUUCACCCCCAAGACGUUUUUGCCCACGGGAUACAAACGUCUCAGCGCUCACUAUGGCUGGGCUUUGGGGCAAGUCUUCGACGUACUAGGAUACCAGCAAGUUGUUAUUUUGGAAGAGGAUCUGGAGAUAGCUGUGGACUUUUUCUCCUAUUUCAAGGCCACCUUGCCAUUGCUGCAAUCCGAUUCCAAGCUCUUCUGUGUCUCCGCUUGGAACGACAAUGGGCGAUCUGACCUGGUCCAGAACGCAACGGCGAUCUACCGCAGCGAUUUCUUUCCUGGUCUCGGUUGGAUGCUGUUGAGCAGCUUCUGGAAUGAAGUCCGGGGCAAAUGGCCCAACGAGUAUUGGGAUGACUUCCUGCGUCGACCUGAGAUUCGCCUGGAACGGCAUUGUUUGCGUCCUGAAGUGAGCCGCACGCACACCUUCGGCGAAAAGGGUGUUUCUCACGGGCAGUACUACAAACAGCACUUGGCAUCGAACAUGCUGAAUGACAAAGUGGUGGAUUGGGUCUCGAUGAAUUUGAGCCAUGUGGCCACGGCUUCGGCCUUUGAUCUUUUCUUGAGUCAGCAGGUGAAAGCUGCAAAGCUGAUUCGGCUCGAAGAGCUCAAGGGAAACCAGGUGGAUUCUCCAAUCGCUGUUCAAUAUGUGGACAAAGACUGGAAGAAGGUGGCACAACAUUUUGGCCUCAUGGAGGAUCAAAAGGCCGGCGUUCGACGUGGCAGCUACAGGGGCGUGUUGCCCUUUGCCUGGAAUGGCCAGGCAACAUAUUUGGUACGAGACUGGCCGUUGAAUUAGGAAUGUACCCGAAGCAGGACACUAGAAUGCCAU